UAACCCAUCUGAAAGUGAGCUGGAACGGUAAGCCGAAUUGGAUAAUAAACAUCUUAUUUUUGAGAAGUAGUAACUCUCUCCAUUGAAAGAAAACACGAUGCAAUUAGUUUUUUUAUUGGUACUUGCAUUCACCAUUCUGUUCGGGUUCACUGAACGAACGGAGGGUUUUCCUAACGAUACGAAGAAAGUUUCAUUAAAAGAAAUAAAAGAGCCGAAAGAAAUAAAGGAAAGUGCCACGGCGUCUAAAGAUGUAAAGGAUGCUAUAAAGGCCGCUAAGGAAGCGAAAAAAAACAAGAAAGAAUGUGCUAAAGAUUGCGGCCCAUAUGAUCCUAUUUGUGCUUACGAUCCUUCUGAUUCUUAUGGUAGAUCUUGGGACUUUUGUACUGAAUGUGAUAUGGAAGUUCACAACUGCGAAACAGGAUCGAAAUUGGUUAUGAAAAGCAGAGGCGAAUGUACAGGAGUUAAUGGAGUAAGAUUGUCAUAAAAUAAGGAUAACUGGACAUGUCAUUUAGUUUAUUUCAAUAUUG
Messenger RNA from Polistes dominula (European paper wasp), 527 nucleotides. RefSeq lists its product as uncharacterized. Lineage: Eukaryota; Metazoa; Arthropoda; Insecta; Hymenoptera; Vespidae. The record is from RefSeq and is a predicted model, not a curated record.